UUUGUCCGCCGUGCGAAGCGUCUAUCAAGCAACAUGGGGUCGCUCGCAAGCUGCGCAACAUCAUCGACCAAUGCUGCGCUCGACCGGAUUGUACGCUGCAUGAUGUUGGUGCUAGCAACGACCACAAAACGUACUUCCUUGAGCGAAUCAUCGGGCGUAUCCCAUGUGCCCCAUCUGGAAACGGAGUAAGCACAAGCAAGGCUGUGGACUUCAUGUGGCUAUUUAAAUGGAUGAACUAUGAGGCGUCACAGUGCACCUGGGAAGACUCCUCGAAGUUGCCGACCAACUGUGACCGGUUUAUCGCCGAAUUUGAAAGAACAGCACGUGCCGAAGGCUUCGUUGUCGGUGACCCCAUGGGAUAUAUCGUCUUGCAAGAAGGCGCGAGAGCUGGGUGGAGGAGGCCAGGAUGGUAUUAAAACGUUCCGGACUCGAAUCCCUUUCUCAAUGCUUUCCGCUUGAACGGCCGCACCGCCACGCGUAUGUUUCUUGUUUGUCUUUUGUGCGGUACACCUAUUGGUUUCUUUGUGUUAUCCUCAGACUCUCCUCAUGCAGUCCAUUUAGCUCUGUUCAGGAGCAAUUCCAUUCCUAUAUAUGCAUGGGCCCUACGCCGCAGACGAUAUUAUCUUCGAUUUAGUUUCUUGAUAGACUCGACUUUAUGUGUG
Messenger RNA from Phanerochaete carnosa HHB-10118-sp, 662 nucleotides. RefSeq lists its product as uncharacterized. The record is from RefSeq and is a predicted model, not a curated record. The transcript is spliced from 4 exons. Bases 213 to 416 code for a protein of 67 amino acids. Lineage: Eukaryota; Fungi; Basidiomycota; Agaricomycetes; Polyporales; Phanerochaetaceae.